This is a messenger RNA of Poecilia latipinna (sailfin molly), 3578 nucleotides long. RefSeq names its product PX domain containing serine/threonine kinase (gene pxk). NCBI's taxonomy places the organism in Eukaryota, Metazoa, Chordata, Actinopteri, Cyprinodontiformes, Poeciliidae. The transcript has 19 exons. The coding region runs from base 161 to 1867 and encodes 568 amino acids. The record is from RefSeq and is a predicted model, not a curated record. Gene Ontology annotation, molecular function: ATP binding; phosphatidylinositol binding; actin binding. Gene Ontology annotation, biological process: negative regulation of monoatomic ion transport; endosome to lysosome transport; negative regulation of ATP-dependent activity. Gene Ontology annotation, cellular component: late endosome; early endosome; plasma membrane.
GUGGUGCUGUCGCUGUGCCACAGCAUUGACUUCUAGUGGCUAACAGUUUGGCUAACUGAUAGCUGGCUGUUGGAACUCCUCCGGCGCACAGCGGAGUUCCGCCUCGGUGUCACCGACAGACAAACGCUUUGGUUCCCGCUUCCACUGUUAUCCAUCCGGGAUGUCUCUCCUGGAGAAGUCCCCGACCCCCGGCAGGGUGUUGCUGGACGACACGUUGCCACUGACGGCGUUGAUCGAAGCCAGCCAGAACCUUCAGUCCCACACGGAGUACAUCAUCAGAGUCCAGAGGGGCGUGUCUUCAGACAACAGCUGGCAGGUUAUUCGCCGCUACAGCGACUUUGACAUCCUGAACAGCAGCCUGAUGGUGUGUGGAAUCAGUCUGCCGCUUCCUCCAAAGAAGCUGAUCGGAAACAUGGACAGAGAGUUCAUAGCAGAGCGGCAGAGGGGACUGCAGGCCUACCUGGACUCCAUUACCCAGCAUCCCCUGAUCUGCACUUCCCUGUUUGUCAAGAAGUUCCUCGACCCCAACAACUACUCUGCCAACUACACAGAAAUUGCUCUGCAGCAAGUCUCCAUGUUCUUCAGGUCAGACCCAAAGUGGGAGGUCCAGGAGCCCCUCAAAGACAUGGGAUGGAGAAUAAGGAAGAAAUAUUUCCUGGUCAAAAAUAAGGAGCAGCCCAAAGAGCGCUUCCUGCUGAGCUGGGUGGAUCUGGGUCCUGAUAAGUUCCUCUCAGACAAAGACCUGCAGUCGGCCCUGAAGCUGCUCUCCAACCCGUCUACGGCGUAUCUGAGUCCGCUGCUGUUCUCCAGCACCAGCGAGUCUUCGGCUCUGCUCAUCCGGCCCUUCAGUGAAAGAGGCUCCCUCAGGGACCAGAUCUGCAAGGUGAAACCCAGAGAGAGUCACCUGAAGAAGUACUGCAACCCCAAGAAGAGCCAGGGCCUGGAGCUGGAGCAGAUCAAGCUGUUCGGCCGUCAGAUCCUGGAGAGCCUGAAGCUGCUCCACGACAGCGGCCUGUUCUUCGGCCAUCUGCACGCCUCCAACGUCAUGGUGGACGACGGCGUGUGUCGGCUGGUGGAUGUGGAGAACGGCAUGCUGGGAGUUCCCUCUGUCCUGAGGCCAGCCUUCACGCAGCUGAGGAAGAUCAAUACUGCAGAAAGCAUCGACGUGUUCUGCUUCGGGCAUUUACUGUACGAGAUGACGUACGGCCGGCCGCCGGACAGCGUCCCGGUGGACCAGUUCCCGUCCGCCCCCCACGCCGCCGUCGUGUCGGUUCUGCAGUCCAUCCUGUCCACAGACGCCUGCAAGAGCGGCAUGCCGACGGUGCCGGCGCUCAUCCAGACUCCGCUCUUCAGUGACGUUAAGCUCAAACAUUCAGAAAAACUACAGAUUAAGGUUCCCAGCCGCCUGAAGGAGGCGCUGAAGUCGGCAAAGGGAAGUUUGGAGAAGCGGCUGCAUGAAGAGCAGAGGAUGCUGCAUCAGCACCGGCGGCUGACCCGAGCUCAGUCUCACUACGGCUCUGAAGAGGAGAAGAAGAGGAGGAAGAUCCUGGCGAGAAAGAAAUGCAGACAGUCGACGUGUGAGAACGAAGAGGACGUCUCUGUCCGAAACAACAACAACUCUGGUUCAGGAGCCAGUUCACCUCCCACCUGUCCUUCUUCCCCCACCCCUCCUCCCGCUACAGGGUCGACUCCUCCUCCUCCUCCUCCAGCUCCUCCUCUGGCUCCGCCCCCACCCACAGCGCCGGACUCUUCCUCCUCUCCUCCUCCUCCUCCGGGUCGGGCCGCGCUGCUCAGCUCCAUCCAGACCUUCAGCAAAGGCAAGCUGAAGAAGGCCGACACCGCGGACCGCAGCACGCCGCGGUUCUGACCCGAAGCGUUGUCGCGGCAACCGGCCGUCCGCACUGUGCUCGCUCCGUCCCAGAGAUGUGAAAACAAUCACUAAGAGAGAAAACCAGUCCAAGUUCCUUUCAUCUCUUCCUGCUUCUGCUGCCUUUUAACAGUUUUAGUCUGUGGCUGCGAGGAAACGGGUCAGAACUGCACAAUCUCCAGCAGCCGUCGAUCUUUGGCGUUUUUUUGUUUUUAAAACAGCGAGACCUCUGGAUGCUGUUGGGACUUUUCUUUCAGCAAACCAGAGUAAAGUAGCGAUCAAAAAAACGUCCAGAAAUCUGCAGAUUCUCCAUUUCAAAUCCACUCAGUUUUUUUUUUGUUUUUUUUUUGUUUUUUUUUGCGCAUUAAAACCGAAAGGAGUAAAUUCCUCCCAAAUGUUUUCUAUAAUUUACAACAAAAGGUCCACAAUCUUAUAGUAUUAAUUUAUUAAUGAAGUUGUGACUUUAGGAGAAAUAAAGUGAAUAUUUUAUGUGUUGAAUGUCCAAAUUCAGACAUGUGGAUGUCUUCCAGCCGAUGCUGGACUAAAACGACGGAAACAAUCAACCGUACACAACAUUCUCCCUCCAUACAGCCUAUCUGCUCUGAAGUUAACCCUCAGCUGUGUCUGCCAGGCAUAGUUAACCCUCAUCAGUGUCUGUCAGGCGUAGUUAACCCUCAGCUAUGUCUGUCAGGCGUAGUUAACCCUCAGCUAUGUCUGUCAAGCGUAGUUAACCCUCAUCAGUGUCUGUCAGCCAUAGUUAACCUUCAGCAGUGUCUGUCAGGCAUAGCUAACCCUUGUCAGUAUCUGUCAGCCAUAAUUAAUCUUUACUUUGUCUGUGAGGCAUAGUUAACCCUCAGCUGUGUCUGUCAGGCAUAGCUAACCCUCAGUGUCUGCCAGGUGUAGUUAACCCUCAGCAGAGUCUGUCAGGCUUAUUUAACCCUCAGCUGUGUCUGUCAGGCUUAUUUAACCCUCUGCAGUGUCUGUCAGGCUUAUUUAACCCUCUGCAGUGUCUCAGGCUUAUUUAACCCUCAGCAGUGUCUGUCAGGCGUCGUUAACCUCAGCUGUGUCUGUCAGGCACAGCAGGUUGAAUAGAUGAAACUUGACAGGAUGUCCAUUGUGUCCAACAGUUGUUGAAUGUUAAUUUCAGAGCCCAGAAGUCGUUUUUCAUGCAAUUUUGUUAAAAUGUUUUAUUGUUUUUUUGUGCCAUAUGGAUUACAUCGUGCCGAUGGAGAUCUUGAAUGUUUUUUUUUUUAAUUGCAUGUAACAGUUUGGUACAUAAAAGACUUUAUAUUCAGCUCCUGUGGUGAUAACGACGGCCACGUUGGGGACGGGCUUUUUGUUUGAAAUCAAACCAAGUUCUUGCUAGAAUCCUAAAUGAUUUAUUUUGGAUCAGUGCAAUCCAAGCUGGUCCAGAACUGUCUUUAAAUGAUCUCAGAAUGAUCUCUGUGCAGCACUUUAGAGGGUCGGUCCAGAUGACUGUUUUUAUUCACAGAGGCAGCAUUGAGCUGCAUACUCGAAGAGGUUUACUGGAUUUGCAGUUGAUUUUUUUUGAGUAAAUACAUAAACAAAAUUGCUUCAUGUGAAUGAAAACUCGCCUAAAAAAAGGGUUCAGGGAAACAAUGAGUCGUGUAUUGCACAUGCUUGUAUUUGAUUGCACCAUUUAAUGGGGUGAAUUUAAAAUGCUUAAAUAAAAACAGAUUUCUUUACAAUA